Molecule: messenger RNA, 414 nt
Organism: Camelina sativa (false flax)
Lineage: Eukaryota; Viridiplantae; Streptophyta; Magnoliopsida; Brassicales; Brassicaceae
Source: RefSeq, a predicted model, not a curated record
GAACAGACCAUGUUUAAGAAAGCCUCCGAGCUUUCAAUCUUGUGCGAUAUCGAAGUCCGUGACAGAGAACUCGUCAAGACAUGGCCGGAAUAUCAAUCCAAGGUUCGAGACAUGGCAGAAAGAUUCAGCAAAUUAAACAAUAGAGAGCGACGCAAGAAAAGCACAAACCUUUCUCUGUUUCUGAAUAAGAAGACCCUAAAAAACAAGAAGACAUCUUUUAAUAUCAAGGACAACAAAUUCUCUGAAAAAGUAUUGGAGAUGGAGGCUUCGUUAGAGAGUGCUCUACGGGUGUUACAAGAUAAGCUUCUUCGGUUACAGAACCAGACAGAACCCGAUCAGAACCCUGUGGUGUCUUCCGCCGGUUUCUUCACAACAGAUCCAUCAUUGAUGAGCGGAACAGUACAAGACCUAUAG